Molecule: messenger RNA, 3830 nt
Organism: Anastrepha obliqua
Lineage: Eukaryota; Metazoa; Arthropoda; Insecta; Diptera; Tephritidae
Exons: 12
Coding region: 289-3324 (1011 amino acids)
Cellular component (GO): membrane
Source: RefSeq, a predicted model, not a curated record
CACCAGCAUCCAAUAUCUAGCAGUAGCACUGCGCAUUUGCGUUUGUUAUAUUUAUGGUGUUUACAUUUUGGUGGCAGCGCAAACAUUCAGCUAAAUAAUUUACUGCACCGCCGACUAAAGAAGCUGCGCGCGCCGCACAUCCCGUGCGCUCGGGCGUCGGCUUCAACCAGUUGAAGGUUCAACAACAACGUAUCUCUGUGGUAGUGUCACCUUAACUGUAAUAAUUCUAACACUACCCUCAUCGGAUAGCAACAACGACUUUGCAUUUUUUCAAGCGCAGCUGUAACCAUGGCCAUAAUGGGUGGUGAGGAAACUGCAACUGAAACUGUUGACUUGGCGGAGGUGGAAAAAGUAAAACCGUCGAAAUUUGGCGAAUUUUGUCGCCGCAAUGGCAUAAAUCCGAAUUUGAUAAUGCUGAAGAUAACCCUAUUCGUUAUGUAUGGAGCAACCUCAUCGCUUCUGCCAUAUCUGACCAUUCAUAUGCAGUCAAUCGGUUUGACAGUUGAAGAGAUCGCCAUCAUUUAUCUGGCAUUACCAUUCACAACCUUUUUGAGCCCACCGAUCACAGGUUUCCUCGUCGAUAAAUUUGGCAAAUAUAAACCAGUCGUUAUAAUGAGUCUACUGCUGAAUGCACUUUUCCAUCACUCACUCUUGUUCAUUCCACAGCAGGAAAUUCCAGGUAUUGUGCCAUCCGCAUUCGUUAUGCGCCAUCCCGAUACAGGUGAUAUAGAGGUCUGGUGGUCACCCUGUCCCAGUCGUGAAUGCCCCGAGGAGCCAGAGCUCGACUUGGCUGUGAGUCAAUGUAUGGACUAUUGCUUAUUGCAAGAGCAAAAACAACCACAUUUGCCGUCUAAGCCAUCGUUAUAUGGUCCAUCGCCCGAUUACUAUUCGACAACGCAACACGCGCCCUCAACAACUAAGCUAAGUACAACAACAAUGAGCACAAUUUCAACGACCGCGACAAUGGCAGCAGCAACGACAGUCGCUAUUGAGUCACCAAUACCAAUAUCAACAGCCAUAACAACAACAACACCCAUAGCAACGUGGGAUCCAUCAGUUUCCACAACGCCUCCGUCAUCGUCUUCGCCGCCGCCUCCACCCUUGGUGGCAUCUACAAUGCGUAGCACGACAACUACAACCGCCGAGACAGCGGCGGCGGCAGCGGCAGCCGCUCGUGCCGAGACAGCAGCAGCUGCGGCGGCCGCAUUUACAACACCCAGCUCAGUGUACCGUUUCCAAGAUGUACUUAAUAUGUCAUCGACAAUGUUCCCGCCGAUGGUGACGUCUUCUUCGGCCUUGUCAGAGCUGGAGCAGGGAUGGAAUUUGGAAGCAGGCGAACAGGGUAACGACAGUUUUUUCAACCCCAAAAGUUGGGUUCAUUCCGAUAGUAGUGAUGCUGCCUAUUUUAUGCUUCAAAUGCAUCCAGAUUUGGCUGACCCCAUUGAGCAAUUGGGCAUGGAAAUCGAACCGGAUGACAAUGAGACAGUGACCGAUUUCAAGCAACGCUUCGGCGAGAAACGUCUAUGGGAGAUGCAAAUCAAUGUCACCGAUUUGGAUGAAUUGGAUCUACGUUGCGGUGGUUUGGUGCGUCGCUCCAACAUGUCACAACUCACAAAUGAGACAGUCAGCUGCAUGGUGCAACGUUGCAUAUUCACUUUGAAUGCACCGGAGAUUUGUCCGCCGGAUUACAAAGAAUCAGAUGAUCGAGUAUUCUGGAUUUACUUUUUGUUGAGAUUCCUCGCUACAACAAUGCUGUCAGCUGGUGUCACCAUAAUGGACCCCAUUGCGUUGACUAUGAUUGAGAAAUAUGGCGGCGAUUUUGGGCGUGAACGUUUGUUCUCCAGCAUUGGCAUGGCUAUUUUUUCGCCAAUUACUGGCAUAAUGAUUGAUUAUUUUUCGCGUGGCCUUGGCUACACUGACUACUCGGCCGCCUUCUAUACCUACGAUCUGUUGCUGGUGAUUUCGACAAUUUCUGUGCUGAUGAUGCCAUUGGGCGAUAAACUGCCAGCGGAUAAUGUUUUUCGGGAUUUGUGGAAUCUAUUGAAAAUGCCACAUGUCAUCACAUUUAUUUUCUUCUUGUUCAUUUUGGGCAAUUUCUGGGGUUUCAUCGAGAGUUUCCUAUUUCUAUACCUAAAGGAGUUGGGUGCGCCCAAUUAUUUGCUCGGCAUCACCAUCACUGUGGGCACCGUAAGCAGUAUUCCUUUCUUGUAUGGUGCUGAACGUAUCACCCGCAUCUUUGGACAUGUUAAUUUGAUUAUUAUUGCCUUCUUUUCGCAUGCUGGUCGCCUAGUAGGCUAUUCGUUCAUUGAAAAUGCUUGGUGGUGUUUCCCGUUCGAGGCAAUGGAGGCUCUCUCUUGUCAUUUGAUGUGGGUAGCAGCUGCCACUUAUUGCUCAAUCUUAGCGCCGAAGAGCCUGUUAGCCACACUAAUUGGUGUGCUGGGUAUGGCACAUUUCAGUUUAGGUCGCGGCAGCGGUUCCUUCACCGGUGGUCUACUCAUCGGUCAGUUUGGUACCCGAGAUGCUUUCCGAUAUAUGGGUCUGCUAGCUGUUGUAGGUGGCAUCGCUUAUGGUUUACUGCACUUGGCUUGGUUGCGUAAGUUCGAUCACAAUAUCGACGAUUGUGAAGAAGAAGUGGAGGCGAUAGAAAAUGGUGAAACAGAGAAACUCACUGAACCAGCCACUAAAGAGCAGGGCACAUCAAUGUCAUUGGAGCGCCUCAGCCUGAUGAUUAAGUACAAUCAAAUUGGCAGCUUGACUUCUCUGCCGCGUGGAUCAAGGGCGGAUAUCCACGACCAUUUGUCACAUCGGCGCAGCAGCUAUAAUGUUGAAUCGACACGUGUUCCACGCCAUGGCAGUCACAUUGGUAGCGCCUCAAAAGUUGACAUUUUACGUUCAACGCUGGAUAUAAAUCACAAAUCUUCAAAUAAUUCAGUACUGAGCAAAGCCGAUAACAAAACAUCAAAUCAAUCAUUAGGACGAAAUCGUGCCGACAGUGCGCCCAAAUUGAAUCACAGCAAUAUGAAGAAUAUAUCACAGCCCACACUGGAGGGUGUUGUGCUCGAGGGCGUUGAAUCGACCUUUUUCCCCAGUCGCAUGAAAAAGUAUCCGAGUGGUUUGUUAACUUCAAUACCAGCGAUGGAUUUAUCCGUUAUACCCAACACAAUGCUGAUGGAUCAAGAAGGUACCAAAGUGAUACCCGAAGAGACCGAUCUAAAUAGCUCAAAGAUCACCGUCUCUAGCCAGGAUGAAGUUAAGACACACCACGCCAAUGGCAAGAGAUCGAGUAUAUCAGAGGAUCGAAAUGACAAGGAUGAUGCUACAUGAUUUGUAAUUCCCAUGCAGCAAUGUCUACAUAAUACAUUCAUAGAAAAAUUUGUAUAUGUAUAUGAAAAGAGUGAUAUUAAAUAAAUGCAAGAAAGAAAUAAUUAAAUGCAAAACAGAAAAUUAUGAAAUUCUCAAAAUAGUUUGUUACAAAUCAUUGCAAGAAAGAAAAGCAUAUGUAUGUAUAUAUAAAUGUAUGUAAUAAUUCAUUUCUCGGUUUUACUGUUAUAUCAUAUGUACAUGUUGAGAGAUUAGCUUCCUUCUUGUUUGUAUAUUUGGAACAUAGUACAGAUUAUGCAUAAAAAGCAGCAAAGUAUUUAUAAUUAUAACUUUCGUUAGCUGUAAUGUUGAUUAUUUUAGCAAAAUGAAGUUGUUUUGUUUGAUUUAUUGUUUGUUAGUUUAAGCAUCGAAAAUCGCUAAUAUUUACAUUUAUUUCAUAGAAUUGAUUUUAUUAUUGUCAAAUUGUAUAUGUAUGUAUAUAUGUAUUAAAUAUAUUUGCUUUUUGAAAA